AUGCUUGCUUUCACUUUCAAUGUUUUGAUUUGAUAAUGUCAGUUGAUGACAACAAACACGCGACUAUUGCAUAUUGAAACGGAGACAUUACCAUUUAAGGAAGAAACGACGAGUCACUUUUAGGAUAUUCUUUACGAUAAUAUGCAAGAAAUGCCGGAACCACAGCCGUCUAAAUGUGAGGGGGAGCGGAAUCAAGAAUGCAUCCUACAACAAAGAAUAGAGACGGUUAGCAUUGGCAAUAGAACCAUGAAGAUGGAGACAGAUGUAUUUAACCCUUCCCACACUGCAGAGCUCCAAUUCCUCAGGUCACGGGUUCGGGAACUGGAGAAAGAGAAGGCCGAAAUGGCGGCUGAAAACCAAUGGCUGCAAAACAUGCUAGUAAAGGAAAUCCCUGACCUGCUGUCUACCAUGUGGCAGAACUUGGGCCAAGCCAACCACCCCCCCUACCCAGCAGUGUCCCCACAGGCUGUCUCCACAGCAAUAGUGAGGGGCGAGAGCUACACAUACACACACCACUCUGUGUCAGGACACUCUGGCCGAGGGUUCAGUCCCCCACUUCAUCAUCAGCCCAUGUCCAACCGCUCAGCUAUGACUCAGGAUGACGUGAAUGGAAGCAUGUCAAACUUUGGAGCCGAGAUGGCCAUCAGUGAGCACAGUGUGGACGGAGACUUAGAGCUGAGUGACAUCACAGAGGACGACGACCCUCACAGCUCUCUGUUUGGCUCAGCAGCCGACCUACCCGGGAUGAGGACAUGCUCAGAGACACACUGUGUUAGUGGGACUGGCCAUGUAAACCAGGUGGAGGUAUACCCAAGUUCCGGCGUCUUCUGUGAAAUGCGGUCUUGGCAUGCAGCCAAUCAGACGCAGUCUCCCACGGCGAUGGCGCGCACUCUGUUGCUGGGCGUGUUCGACAUGGACACCCUGCUGAACAGCAACUUGCGAGGGGGGCGGAGCCGCAGACCAACCUUCCCCAACCACCGCACCGCCCUGGACCCACACAAGCUCAACGCCAUCUACAAUGCCACUCUAGCCCGCUUCCCAUUGGCCAGGAAGGGACAAAUUGGCACCGGCAUCAACUCCAAGCUGUCUGAGAUCCGGUUCCGAUCCAGGAGAGCCAACCGGGACCCCAGUUAUCUAUGAAGGACUGUUCCUGCCCACACACCCAGUUGAAUCAAAUCAACAUUUUAGUUCUAGUAUUUUAUCACAUUAACCGUUCAACUGUAUCAGUAUAUGAGUACAUGUGCGUGCAGAAUGUCUUGCCUAUGAAUUUUUCCACAUUGGCUUAAACAUUGGCUUCUGCUGGAGGUUCUGUGGAAGAGAAUGGUAAAAGGACUCAAAAGAUGGGCUAAUGAUAGAGGAAGGAUUCAAAGCCAGUGGAACAACGUACAUAAGAACCGGCUUUGAUGGUUAAAUCCCCACUCUGUCGCCGACCAACCAUUCGUAAACCACACAUGUGAACGAUCCCCUGGGUAGUCUCUCUGACUGACAGAGAUGCAUAGAUCCAGGACUGCUGAUCCGUGUGUGACCAACCAGUGGAGGACCGGAGGCUUCAGUCAUGUCUUACCAGACAGACGCCUCUCUGUCGUUGACCUCUACCCAUCUAGACAAAGGAGGCAAGAGGGGAUUGGAGGGAGGCCAAACUAUAUUUCUCCAUUGAUUUCUCUGAUCCUAGGCAUUAAGCUCACUCCAAAAGCUCCAUUACCACCCCCAGGUCCCCUCUGCACCCUCUCCCUCCAAUCCUCUCCUUCCGCCUGAGAGGAGAAUCAAUUUGUGGCCCCCGCCCACCCAGCCUUCCCUGGAGGUGUCACAGCUCCCCAUGCCUAAUGGACCCACAGGUACUCUGAGCCUCCAGGAGGAUGACAGAAGAAAUUCAUUCAUCUUAAAGGACUUAAACAGUGUGUCAUUCUCCCCAAGUUCACCAUGUCCACAGAGCCCACAUGAAGAGAACAUGACUGGGGAUUUGGCCUGAUGCAUAUAUGAGGUAUUGGAUUAGAUGUAACCGUUGGUAAUGAGGAACGGUCAAGUUGUUAUUUUAUAUCCGGUCAUGUCUGAUGUUCAAGAUGUUGAAUGUUUGAUGCGAAUGCGAAUGCAUUAAAAGGCUGCUGUUUUUCAUUGCCCUUCAUGUUGUCUCCCUCUAGUCAUCGGAACGAUUUGAGAAAUUACACAUUAACCAAUUGCUUAAAAGCUACUUAGUUUUCGGUAAAUGAGAAAGAGAGAGGAGAAGAUGAUAGGCAAUGAAUCACUAGCCCAUUGAUAAAUUGAAAUAUCCAUUACGGUAGUCCACCUACUGGGCACACCACUUCAUUUCAACGUGAAGAAUUGGAUAUUAUUUGGUUGAUACGUUGAUCAACGAGAUUACAACCUAUUUUCAACCAUUCAAAAAGACAGCCAAAAGUUUGUUGAAUUCCUAAUCACUAUGCUUUCAACCAUCUUAAAGCACAACCAAAUUCCAAUGGAAAAUCAAUGUCUAUUUUUUGGUUCAGUUGUCACCUAAAUGUGUUAUCGCUAUGCUUUCAACCAUUUUAAAAGCACAACAAAGUUCAAAUGGGAA
This is a messenger RNA of Salvelinus namaycush (lake trout), 2551 nucleotides long. RefSeq lists its product as uncharacterized. Lineage: Eukaryota; Metazoa; Chordata; Actinopteri; Salmoniformes; Salmonidae. Gene Ontology annotation, molecular function: DNA binding. The record is from RefSeq and is a predicted model, not a curated record. The transcript has 5 exons. The coding region runs from base 142 to 1140 and encodes 332 amino acids.